Molecule: messenger RNA, 1203 nt
Organism: Aspergillus homomorphus CBS 101889
Lineage: Eukaryota; Fungi; Ascomycota; Eurotiomycetes; Eurotiales; Aspergillaceae
Product: FAD-dependent oxidoreductase
Exons: 4
Coding region: 1-1203 (400 amino acids)
Source: RefSeq, a predicted model, not a curated record
AUGGCUGAUCUUCCCAUUCUUCUCGCUGGAGCAGGCAUCAGCGGCCUCCUCCUAGCUCAGUAUCUACACCAGCAUAACAUUCCCUAUCGCCUCUUUGAGCAAGACGCUUCGAUCGACGCACGCAGUGGUGGUUGGGGGCUCACGCUGCACUGGGCUCUGCCUGCCUUGCGCGAGCUUCUGCCUGAGCACCUCGUGGCCCGGCUACCGGAGACAUAUGUGAACAAAGCAGCCGCCGCGCGUGGAGACACCGGACACUUUCAGUUUUUCGAACUCCAGACGGGAUCGGCGUUGUAUAGCGUCCCGGCAGCAGAACGAAUCCGCGUCAGUCGAGUACGAUUAAGACAACUGCUGGCCACGGACCUUACCAUCCAGUGGAACAAGACUCUGCAGAACAUCGACUCCACAAGCGGGAGUGUCACUGCAUAUUUCCACGAUGGAACCUCAUACACGGGCUGUAUACUGAUCGGCUGCGAUGGAUCGCGUUCCCGAACACGCGAGAUUCUCUACCCCGAGGGGCACGAGAUGAAUCCCCUCCCCGUCCAGCUUCUCGGCGGAGCUGCCCUUUAUUCCCCGGAGGAGAUGGCUGGGGCGGAGUCAUUCGAUCCAUUCAUUUUUCAGGGGUCACACCCAGAUACAAACGUGUUUUUCUUCUUCAGCUUGCUCGAUACCCCUAAUAACUUCGAAGAAAGUAGCAAGGACAAGUAUCUGUGUCAGAUCAUCAUAUCCUGGGCGGAUGCCAAACGAAUCCCGGUGCCUAGCAACAAUGGAGAACGGAUUGCGUUGAUGAAGUCAUUGACUGCCAACUGGGCGGAGCCAUUCAAGGGCCUGGUUCAUCGUUUGCCUGAGAGCACCGAAGUCCGGUCGAUCCGGAUUGCCGACUGGCUGUUCCGACCAGACCCCAAUCCUCUUCACCCUAGGGUGGUGCUAAUGGGCGACUCUGCUCAUACCAUGACGAUGUUCCGUGGGGAAGGAGCAAACAAUGCCAUCGUGGAUGUACUGGACUUUACAAAGAGAGUGGACUUAAAGUCUAUGGGAUCCCUCACCACCAACACCCUCCGCGAAUGUCUGGCGGUAUAUGAAUCCGACGUUCUCACCCGAGCAGAGCCCAGUGUCCUCAACUCUCGACAGGCGUGCCUGGAUGCCCAUGACUUCUCACGCAUUGUCGAUGGUAGCCCUUUGGUGUCGGCUCGGUUACGCGAAUAG